Molecule: messenger RNA, 1708 nt
Organism: Neocloeon triangulifer
Lineage: Eukaryota; Metazoa; Arthropoda; Insecta; Ephemeroptera; Baetidae
Exons: 8
Coding region: 148-1563 (471 amino acids)
Source: RefSeq, a predicted model, not a curated record
UCCUGAUUGGCCGCGUGAGUUUGUUAUUUGUUUAUGACUAGCAUGUGCGUUGCAAGGAACAGCAGAGAGAUUAUUUCUUUACAGAAACGUUGAUAAUUCAUAGUAAUUGAGAGAACUGAUUUUCCAACCGACUGCGCUCCUUGCAAAAUGGUCAGAAAAAUUCGGUCACGUGAGGUGCCGACGGAAGAAGAGUCGCUUAAUUCAGCUUUGGAAGAUGAAGGUAUGAAUGAAUUCGAUGACAUGAGUUUGGAGGAAAAGAGGCAACUUCUCCAAGCCAUAAAGGAUUCCAAGAACCAAAGUAUGCAUAUGGUGGAUGCCCCUAAAGAUGGGGCAGUUGUAUCGUCAACAACUUUAGAGAAGAACAAAGGAGACAAUAUUGUUGUUCAAAUUGAUGACAGCAAUGAAAGCACAGAAUGCAGUGACUUCAGCUCCAAAGAAAACAGAAAAGCUGCUGAUCAAUCUUCUGGUUUCCAAUCAUAUAACUCAUAUGAAGACGUACCCCAAAGCCCAGCAACAUCUCCGAAAAAGACUGAAACCCAGCUCGUUGAAAAAACAGCUCCGUCACCUAGCGAGUUCGAACAGUUUCAAAUUUUGUCGUCGGGCAUGAAUAUCUUGGAUCACCAGGUUGAACCUUCCCAGGAAGUGGCCCUAUCCUGUGAAGUACACUUGAAAGCACAACAAAAACUCAAAGCUGAGUGCAAUAGAGUUCCUUGGUAUUUUGAUGCAAAGCUUGGAAUCUCUAAGGAAGAGCACUUCUGUGCAGUUAAUAGGGAGAUGGAAAAACUAACUGAAAAAUCUGCCAGACAAGAGCUGUCUAAUUUGCAAUUUCUAAUGCGUUUCACAAAAAAUGGUGACUGUUACAAUCGAGAAAUUCCAAUUUAUGAGUUGUUGCCUUAUGGAUUUAUACCUAAAGAAGUUCCCUACAGUGAAGUGAUUCCUAAGGACAAGCAAACUUAUGCUAAGAAGAGACGUCUCUCAGAAAGCGAAGACAAUAGAAGUAAUGAUGACAGUGAUGAUGAUUUCAAGUCUCCAAAAGCUAAAAAGGUGUCUUCGCCUAAGAAAAUUGUUAUCAAGCCCAGACUUAUAAAUUUAGAAGAUGAAAAUGUCAACAAAGUGAAGCCUGGGCCUAGCAACGAAACAAAUUUCAGUCCAGUGAAAGAAAUGGAAGAAGACGAUGAUAUAGUGGUUGAGGGAUCUCAAUCUCCUCAGGUGCAACCUUUGGUUCCAGACGAUCUACUGGACUGCCCACUGUGCUUUUGCAAAUUCGACAAAUUUGAAAUUGAGGCCCAUUUUGAUCUUUGUGACCGUAGCUCAAAUACUGAGCUAGUUGAUGGACGCUGCCCAUUUUGCCACAUUGAAUUGCCUGGCGAAUUUUUAAGAGAAAAGCACAUGAGUAAGUGCCUGAGCAAACAGGCAGCCCAUGGGAUAGUACCAUCCAUCCAGACCAUGUUCUCGAAUGACAAGCCAGUCAACAAUCUUAACGAUUCAAGAAGUGAUGAUUCGGACUUGAGCGAUGCAUGUGAGGAAACUAUGGUGGAAAAGAAAUGUUUGGAAAAUUUGUAAGAAAAAUACUUGUAUUUCGGACUUGAGCAUGUAACCAAAUUUCAAUUGACAUCCACUAUUAAUAAGAAAAUUUUUAAUUUCUUGUGGGAGCUCAAUUUCAAUACACAAUGUACAUUAGAACCGAUUAAAACUCUAAUUAUUGUAA